Molecule: messenger RNA, 957 nt
Organism: Erpetoichthys calabaricus (reedfish)
Lineage: Eukaryota; Metazoa; Chordata; Cladistia; Polypteriformes; Polypteridae
Product: olfactory receptor 6N1-like
Exons: 1
Coding region: 16-957 (313 amino acids)
Biological process (GO): G protein-coupled receptor signaling pathway
Cellular component (GO): membrane
Molecular function (GO): olfactory receptor activity; G protein-coupled receptor activity
Source: RefSeq, a predicted model, not a curated record
CUCUAAGGGUGUGCCAUGUCCCGGCUGAAUGACACCAAUGAAGCCAUCCAAGCAUUCAUCAUCGUUGGCUUUCCAGGACUUCAGGAACGUGAUACCAAGAACAUUAUUUUUGGCUCCUUGUUGACUGUGUACUUUUUCAUUGUUUUGGGAAACCUUCUCAUAAUCAUUAUCUUUUUACGUGAUGAAGACCUUCACAUCCCAAUGUACAUACUUAUAUCGUGCCUCGGCCUCGUAGACAUAAUUAUUGCAACCACCACCGUUCCCAAAAUGCUGGCCAUUUUUGGCUCAGACUCUAAUAUCAUUACAAUCUCAGCCUGCUUCACUCAGAUGUUUUUCUGUCACACCAUGACCACUUCAGAGUCGCUUCUUCUUGCACUCAUGGCUUACGACAGGUAUCUGGCCAUUUGUAGACCAUUGCAUUACCAUACGUUAAUGAGCAAUGCCUCUGUUAUAAAGCAGAUUGCCUGCUGUUGGCUCUGUGCAUCAUUUCUUGCAAUCAUUCCCAUUAUUUUGGCUUACAGACUUCCAUUCUGUGGGCCCAACAAGGUGGUCCAUUGCUAUUGUGACCACUCUUCAGUGCUUAAGCUAGCCUGUACUGAUACCAGCCUCAACACCUACGUCGGUUUAAGUAUAGUCCUGACUGUCUUGUUCGCUCCUUUGGUCUACAUCCUCAUCUCAGUCCUCAAGAUCAGCACUCACGAGGGCCGUGUAAAGGCCUUCUCGACCUGCGCCACACACCUGCUGGUCAUUUCUGUCUUCUUCCUCAUUGGUGCCGGCGUCUACAUAUGCAACAGGAUUCCGGGAACUUCAGCCGAUGUGCGUAUCUUGAUGGCGCUGAUUCAGAACGUGAUGCCGCCUCUCAUGAACCCCAUCAUCUACUGCCUCAGGUCUAAAGAGAUUCAGCAGAGCUUUUGGAAAACCUUGAGGAGGAACAAAACUUUACCGAAGAACCCCUGA